AUGGAUAGCGGCAACGAGACCCUUUUCUCGGAGGACUCAUCGCCCGACUCGGCGCCACCACCGUCGCCUAGCAGUGGUCGAGGGAGCCAACAGCCCACGCCAGCGCCCACCCCGCCGCACAUCACUUCUUCCUUAUCCAAGGGAAACAGUGUUAUUCGUCCAGUGGCCUUCAAGCCGGGUUCAAUGAGAUUCACCGACAACGGCGAAAGAUAUGGCUCCACGCCUAUCCUGGCCAGAUCCUCGCACAGACAUCUAUACGGCAGUACCAAUGAACUGCACCAUCAAUCUAAGAAACCAAAUAUGAUAUCUUCUGGCACGUUGGAUCGAAAACUUCGUUCAGCUUCGCCAAUGGUGAUGUCGUCGUUACCGGCUCAAACCAGCUGCAAAUUUCGGCUGGGGCAGCAAGACGAUUUCAAAUCAUCCUCUUCAUACAGUUCCUAUAGAGAUUAUCGACCUAGUUCGAAGUCAUUUGCAAGGCUCAGUAAACGGUGCUCGGCAUCCGAAGGGUCAGCUAGUCUGUUAGACUUGACCCCUUCGCCGUCCGAAUCUACAAUGUUGUCCGAAAUGGAAACAGUGUUGAGAGACAGGGACCGUGAAUUGAGGCACCUACGGCAAACGAUGGAGCACAACGAGCAAGUGAUCUUCAGAGUUUACCAGGAGAAAGAAAACGCGUGGGACAGAGAAAUGCGGAGGAUCAAAGCAAUGGGCGAAAAUCGGCUCAAGACGGCCGCUCAAAAGUCACUGAAGCUAGAACAGAUGCUCAUGAUGCAGACGUAUAAGUUGCAGGAUGAAAAAAAGAAAUUACAAGAAGAAAACGAGCGUUUGGAAUCCGAGUCGACGGAUUUAAAAAAAGAAGUAGACGAAUUGAAGGUGAGACUCGAGGAAACUGAAUGGGGACUGUGUCAAAAGUCCGGAGAACUCGCUCACGUAAAAUCACAACUAAAAGAUACUCAAAACGAACUUACGACAAAGGGCCACGAAGUGAUAGCGUUGAAAUCGGAAAUCCGAGACCUGUUACAAAAGCUGGAAUCAAAAGAACGUCGUAUUGACGAAAUUGAGGGUAGACGUCCGGAAAGGCGUGACAGCGACAAUGUCGGUGACGGCAAUUGUUGCGAUGACCAAUUGGCGGCAGACAAACUGUGUUCGCUCGUCGGACGACUCAACGAACAAGUGGAAAACGAGUUGAGCAAAUCGAACAAAUUAUUGUCCGGAUGCUACAGUACCGAAGACCUGCAUUCGCUGUUUCCGAAGAAGGACACCGUGGCGGAUUCACCACUGGAGAGAUUUAGAGAACUGGAACGGCACACGGCCAAAUUGAUCCGGGUGCUGAACGAGGAACGAAAGAACUGGGACCAGGAGAGGCUGAAGUGGUUCCAGGAGAAGGAGAAAGUGUUGUGUUACCAAAGGCAGCUUCAGAUGAACUACGUGCAAAUGUUCAGGAGGACGCAGGCAUUUGAGGCACAGAUCGAGAACCUCACCGUCCAAAUGAACGUGUGCUCGGACCACUGCACUAGUGGCAAAAACGCCGCUAGAAAAUCGGGUGCCACCUCAGUGAAGACCAUAAACGCCAUCAAACUAUAG
Macrosiphum euphorbiae (potato aphid) is the source of this 1581-nucleotide messenger RNA. Lineage: Eukaryota; Metazoa; Arthropoda; Insecta; Hemiptera; Aphididae. The record is from the annotation of a GenBank genome assembly.